UGGGGGGGAGCUAUAAGAGCAGCAGGCCAGGCCGCCCUCCACCGAGCAACAGGUGUCCCAGGUGUAGCGUCCCCCUUCGGUUUCGGGAGUUCGGCACCAAGUGGCACGACCUCUCUUGGCUCUGUUGAUAAGAAGACGUGGCGUGACGCAGCGCAGCAACCCGGGAAAAAACUCACUUGGCCAUUCCGUCAUAGACAAGACACGCAAAUUCAGGUGAUUUCCUUUUCUAGAUACAGUCAUGGGUCCCAGACCACAAGUGGGGACUGAGUCCUCCCCCUCGUCCCCCAGCUUUGAAGACAACGAUAAGGGUGGGAAGGACGGCGCCAUGAUGUCGUCCUACUCCACCGUGGACCUGGUCAAUGACGACGUGGCAGAAGAGGAUCCGUGGGACCUACCGGAGCUCAAAGACACGGGUGUCAAGUGGUCAGAUCUGGACACCAAGGGGAAGAUCAUGCGAGUGUUGACCUCCAUCAUAAAGCUGGUGCUACUGCUGGGACUGCUCUACUUGUUCAUCUGCUCGUUGGACGUGCUCAGCUCGGCCUUCCAGCUGGUCGGAGGCAAAGCCGCCGGCGACAUCUUUAAGGAUAACGUGAUCCUGGCCAACCCGGUGGCCGGUCUGGUGAUUGGCGUCAUGGUCACAGUGUUGGUGCAGAGCUCCAGCACCUCGUCAUCCAUCGUGGUCAGCAUGGUCUCCUCUGGAUUGCUGGACGUUAGGUCAGCAAUUCCCAUCAUCAUGGGCGCCAACAUCGGGACGUCGGUUACCAACACCAUCGUGGCCAUGAUGCAGGCCGGCAACCGCAACGAGUUCCGCAGGGCCUUUGCCGGCGCCACCGUGCACGACUUCUUCAACUGGCUCUCCGUGCUGGUGCUGCUGCCCUUGGAGGUGGCCACAAGGGUCCUGGAAAAGCUCACCAACCUCAUCAUCAAGUCCUUCCAACUCGAGACUGGGAAGGACGCGCCCGACCUGCUCAAGACCAUCACCAAACCGCUCACAGACUCCAUCAUCCAGCUGGAUAAAUCGGUCAUCACUGGAAUCGCCACCGGUGACGCGGAAGCCAAAAACAAGAGUCUGAUCAAAGUCUGGUGCAAGAAGAAGGUCAACACGACUUUCUGGAACGAGACAGUGGACAGCUGCCCCGUCGGCGCCGUCUGCUGGAUGGAAGGCAACGAAACGUUGACUGAGAUGAACACCACCUGGACGAAGUACCUAGAGAAAUGCCCCCACAUCUUCGCCAACGCCAACCUGCCCGACCUGGCGGUGGGUCUGAUUCUGCUGGGUUUGUCGCUCUUCAUCCUCUGCAGUUGCCUCAUCCUCAUCGUCAAGCUGCUCAACUCCAUGCUCAAGGGCCAGGUGGCCGUCGUCAUCAAGAAGGUGCUCAACACAGACUUCCCUUUCCCGUUCACCUGGGUGACGGGUUAUAUCGCCAUCCUUGUGGGGGCCGGGAUGACCUUCAUCGUCCAGAGCAGCUCUGUCUUCACGUCAGCGAUAACGCCUCUUGUCGGUAUCGGCGUCAUCAGCCUGGAGCGGGCUUAUCCUCUAACUUUGGGUUCCAAUAUCGGAACGACCACUACGGCCAUCUUGGCGGCUAUGGCUAGCCCGGGAGAGAAGUUGGCCAACUCGCUCCAGAUUGCGCUCUGCCAUUUCUUCUUCAACAUCAUGGGCAUCAUUUUGUGGUAUCCCAUCCCGUUUACACGGAUCCCCAUCCGGCUGGCCAGGGGCUUGGGUAACCGCACGGCCGAGUACCGCUGGUUCGCCGCCUUCUACCUCGUCCUGUGCUUCCUGAUUUUGCCGCUCACCAUAUUCGGCCUGUCGCUGGCCGGCUGGCAAGUGCUGGUCGGCGUCGGGGUGCCCGUGGUAGUGUUGGUCAUCUUUGUGGUUGUGGUCAACAUCCUGCAAUCACGCUACCCUCGCUGUCUGCCACCCUUCCUGCGCACAUGGAACUUCCUACCGCGCCCGCUGCACUCACUGGCGCCCUGGGACAGCUUGGUGACGUCUUGUCUGGGUUUCUGCGGCCACUACUGCUGCUGCAUCUGCAAGUGCUGCAGCUGCUGCCAGAAAGACCAAGAUGGCCAGGUGGCCGUGCACAAGAAGAGCCUGGAGCUGCACGACAACUCGGCCGCCACACCCCACAACAACGGCAAGGUUAUCGUAGGGACUCAUCUUUAAAAGCAUCGCUUGUGAAACGUGUCCAUUUUUUGUACCAUCAUCUCUCGACGUUAAUGAUUCCCGCGACUGGACUAUCUCCUCCACGCUGUAAUCUCAGCUACGCUGCUACGAACUGUCUUAAACGCCUCACCUGAUGGCCGUUUAUCGAUAAAAACCCUUCUAUCGCUAUCUAAACUUUUUAUGGAUGGAAAAUUCUGAAUGUUAAAUGUGGAAUCUACGUCUUUGUUAUCUUCAGUAUUUAAGAUAAAAUGUAUGAAUUAAAUAAAUUAUCUCUUUUUUUUUUU
This is a messenger RNA of Syngnathus acus (greater pipefish), 2451 nucleotides long. It is a transcript of the gene slc34a2b, whose product is annotated as solute carrier family 34 member 2b. The transcript has 13 exons. The record is from RefSeq and is a predicted model, not a curated record. Gene Ontology annotation, molecular function: sodium:phosphate symporter activity. Bases 239 to 2167 code for a protein of 642 amino acids. Gene Ontology annotation, cellular component: apical plasma membrane; vesicle; brush border. Lineage: Eukaryota; Metazoa; Chordata; Actinopteri; Syngnathiformes; Syngnathidae. Gene Ontology annotation, biological process: sodium-dependent phosphate transport; intracellular phosphate ion homeostasis.